UUAGACUUUCUUAUCUCAAAUUCUCAUCAUCUUCUGGUAUUAUCAAAAGUAAAUAAAGCUCUGACAAAAGAAAAAGGCCUUGUCUAACUUGAAUCAUAGGAAUGGAUUUCGGCGGCGACGGUGGCCUUUCCUUCUCCGUUGUCCCAACUGUAUACAAGAGAGAAGACUAUAAGCGUACCAAACACGACACCGUUUUCUCCAAGUGGAAGGUUCUGAUAGGUUCGGAGGAUUGGGAGGAUUUCAAGAAGGGGAAAGACGGUGUAGGUAGAUACAGAGUCCAGAACUUACCAAGCAGAUCCUGUCCUGGUCUGUACGAGCUAGGUGUAGUAGUAGUAGCAGUCAACGGAAAGCUUGACUCGGAUGACGUUCUCGCUGCAUAUCUAGGACAAGCUGAGAGCGUUAGAUCUAGGCUUCAGUGUUAUGGACGUUCCGGUGCUCAUUUCCGCAAUCUUAACAACAACCUUGACGGUUGUUGUGAGUCUCCGGAUAAGAAAGCGGGUUUGUUCGAGGACAUUUUCAUGAAACAUGGCUCCGUUGUCUAUAGAUGGGCUCCGAUGGGUUCUAAGAGGGAAGCUGAAGCAACAGAAGGGAUGCUUUUGAGCACGUUUGACUAUGCUUGGAACAAAGGAAGCAACGGGGAGCGACGCCACCUUGAUCUGCUUAACAAGCUUGGUGAUCUCGAGUUCGUUAGGAACAGAAACUCCCGGGUAUCACGUGUGCUCUUUCCUUAUGUGGUUGAAGAAGAGAGGAAGCUAAGCUGUGAUGUUAGUACCAAUUUCCUCACUUCCGUAAUCAAACUCUCCCGAUCCAGACCGCAACUGGUUUCAGACAAAUCUGAUGAGAUCUUCUCAGGUGGUUCUUCUUGUUCUGAUUCUGUCUGUGGAGUCUUUCUUGAAAACGGGGCUUGUUGCAGUAAAACUCCAGUUAAAGGAAGAAAGAGAUGCAUCGAGCAUAAAGGGCAGAGAAUCUGCCGUGUCUCACCGGUUAAACCACAACAGCCGGAGACUUUCAUCACCAGAAGACAAGAUUGCAACACUGAUGUUGUUACAACCUGUUGUGGAGUGAUCUUACCAAACAUAGAGCCUUGCAGUAAGAGACCUGUUCCGGGAAGAAAACGGUGCGAGGAUCAUAAAGGGAUGAGGAUCAACGCUUUCCUCUUUCUUCUUAACCGGACAGACCGUGAAAAAACCGUCAAAGACGCAAAUAAAUCUGAAGAAGAAGAAGAAGCUUCGAAGCCUAGCUUCUGUGAAGCUACAACAAGGAACGGUGUGCCUUGCACGAGAAGCUCUCCUAGAGGAAGCAAGAGGUGUUGGCAACACAAGGAGAAAGAGAAUAUUCAUCCGGUGGUGGCCGGAACACAAGAAAGAUGCGGUGUCAAAGUGUUUGAUGGAUUGGUCUGUGAGAGAUCUCCGGUUAAGGGACGUAAAAGAUGUGAAGAGCAUAAGGGAAUGAGAGUCCUCAUCAUCCCAUCAUCAUGACUUGGUUAAGCUCGCUGUCCCCCCCUAACUGAAUUGUUUGUACUCUAACCGGUUUUGUUUGUUUAUUGUACCGAAUGAAUUAUUUAUUUUAAAUUAUUUCAAUGUUUGACCAAUUUUUUUAUAAUUUAA
Molecule: messenger RNA, 1607 nt
Organism: Raphanus sativus (radish)
Lineage: Eukaryota; Viridiplantae; Streptophyta; Magnoliopsida; Brassicales; Brassicaceae
Product: protein EFFECTOR OF TRANSCRIPTION 2-like
Exons: 3
Coding region: 102-1478 (458 amino acids)
Biological process (GO): regulation of DNA-templated transcription
Molecular function (GO): DNA binding
Source: RefSeq, a predicted model, not a curated record